Daucus carota subsp. sativus is the source of this 2255-nucleotide messenger RNA. RefSeq lists its product as uncharacterized. The transcript has a single exon. The record is from RefSeq and is a predicted model, not a curated record. Bases 57 to 1952 code for a protein of 631 amino acids. NCBI's taxonomy places the organism in Eukaryota, Viridiplantae, Streptophyta, Magnoliopsida, Apiales, Apiaceae.
UCUUCAACUCUCUUGUGUUGUUUACUUCUCUCUCACUUUUAUUGCUUAGCUCUUCAAUGGAAUCAGGCCCUAGUCAUCAAGAGCAGAGUAGCAACAAGUUCUUGAUCAAGCUCAAGAUGCCUGUGAAGAUGGAUCAUCAUGGUGAUCAAGAAGUUGCUACGAUUCAGCAUGUGACAAAUAAUACUCCGAGGGUUUGUCCACAGUGUAAUAAGGAGUUUGGGUCAGGGAAGGCUUUGGGGGGGCAUAUGAGGAUUCAUGCUGAGGCUAUUAGGAAGCAGCAGAGGCGACAGAAGAUGGUUGGUAAGUUGAAGGAUGAGGAGGAUGGUGUGGGGUUUCAGCGUUUGAUGAACAAGAAAGCUGUGUGUAAUCUUUGUGGGAAGAAUUUUCCGUCUAUGAAGUCUGUGUAUGGGCAUAUGAGGUGUCAUCCUGAUAGGGACUGGAGGGGUAUUCAGCCACCAGAUGAAGUUUUGGUUGAGAAUCUUGAUCAAAGAAUUUCUGAUGAGGAUUAUGAGGAGGAGGAUGAUGGUAGUGUUGGUGGUGGUGAUUGUGGUCCGGUGGGGGAUUUAUUGGCGGAUAUUCCUAAGUGGGGUGAAAAGGCCAGGCGGGGACAGAAGGGUGUUAGGAAGAGUUCUGUUGAGGCUGUGGGGAGCUCUGGAGUUAUGGUUUCCGAGGAGGAAGAUGAAGAAGAAGAAGACGAUGAGGAUGAGGAUGAAUUUGAGGAUGAGGAUGAGGAGGAGAGGCUACGUAAUGCGGUUAAUGAUCUGAUGUUGUUAAAACAAGUGGAUGUCUCGGGGUCUUCUGGGGUAAGUACUCUAGCUGCUGCUGCUGAAAUUUCGAGGGAUGUGAAUGCAGGGCUUGAUCAAAACCAGGAGGGUAGUUAUGGUACUUCUUUGACUGUUAACAAUAGGGGGGAGGGAUCUGGUAAUGUUGAAUUUCGGGCUAGUGGUUUUGUGCAGGGGGGUUAUAAGGAAAUGAAGAGGAGUUUUGGGAUGGUUGAGGAUGAAUGUCAUGAUCAUCUUGUGAUGGAAAAGAUGAGAAUGGGGGAAGGUGGGUCCGACGAUCAUGUGAUCAAGAAUAUGAGUGAUCAUCAUAUGGGACAGGAGGCUAAUGCUGCUCAUCAUGUUGUGGAAAAUUAUGGUGAUUAUGAUAGCAGGAGGACUGAAUUGAUGGUCAUGAACAAUGGUGGUCACAAGGACUUUGACUGGGCUAAUCAUAAGGAGGAUAAUGGGGAGAUGGUGAUGGGAAGUAGUAAGAACAAAAAGGCGAAAAAAAUGAAGCUGAUGAUGGAUUUGGAUCAAGAGAAAGCAUCAGCUGCAGGAAGUUCAGCACAGGGGAUGGUUUCGGGGUCGACAACUACUGAGAAAUACAGAUGCAGCACUUGCAACAAGAGUUUUUCUAGUCACCAAGCACUUGGUGGCCACAGGUCAAGUCACAACAAGUUCAAGCUCACAAUCAUCAACGGCGACUCUGGCCUGAAUAAUCAGUCUUCAUCUGUCAAUGCUGAUCGUCACAGGGCGGGGAAUGAAGGAUUUGAUCAGAACCUGCACCAGCUUAUUACUCCUGGUAUGGAGAACUGGGUGAUGAGUCAAGACUGUGCCAACAAAAAAGACAGCACUAUUGAAGGUGCUGGGAGCUCAAAGGGUGAUCAUAGCAGUAGCAUUAUUCACCAAUGUGAGGUCUGCAACAAGAUAUUCCCAACAGGCCAGGCUCUGGGGGGUCACAAAAGGUGCCACUGGACUGCUUCAGCUGAUCAAACUGACUCUCAACCUCAAGCUCAAGCACCAUUGGUGAUGUCAUCAUCGGGCGAAGAAGCCAGCACGCAGACAGGUGGCACCCACAUUCAAACUAUCAGCAUUGAUCUUAACCUGCCACCUCCCAUGGAGGAUGAUUUAGAAGCACAGGGUGGUGGGGGAGGUGGUGCUGCUGAACAUGCAACAAGGUUACAUUUAUGAUCUUGUUUCUGAUUCUAAAUCUAUUAUACUUAUAUGGGAAAGUUAUCUAGUAGAUAAUUGAAUAUUUGCAGCUUCAUUUUUAGCAGAGUGAUCUAACUAGUAAGCUCUAGAGGUUGUUUGCCUCCAUAAUCUUGUUAAUCACUUGUACUGCAAGGAGUCAGGUCUUUCACUCAUCAGGAAGUUCUUGUCUUUUGUGUUUAUUUUCUUCAUGGGAAAGUGAAACAUAGUAAUCUGUGAAGAGGAUUCAAAGAAGCUACUUCCUUUUCUUUGGUUUUUAUGGAUGUAUGAGAAGAUAGUAUUGCU